This is a messenger RNA of Conger conger (European conger), 1475 nucleotides long. RefSeq names its product MYCN proto-oncogene, bHLH transcription factor (gene mycn). The coding region runs from base 132 to 1475 and encodes 447 amino acids. Gene Ontology annotation, biological process: regulation of transcription by RNA polymerase II. The transcript has 3 exons. The record is from RefSeq and is a predicted model, not a curated record. Gene Ontology annotation, molecular function: DNA-binding transcription factor activity, RNA polymerase II-specific; protein dimerization activity; RNA polymerase II cis-regulatory region sequence-specific DNA binding. Lineage: Eukaryota; Metazoa; Chordata; Actinopteri; Anguilliformes; Congridae.
ACAGUGCUCUGUCUGCGACCAGAGUGGUGGUAGAUGAACAGCCCAAGUAAAGAGACUACUGACUGCUGUACAAACCAGACGACACACUGCAGAUAUACGGUCGUUGCUUGGGUGUCUUUCCGAGGAAGAUAAUGCCGGCGGUCACAAGUAAAAAUUCCGAUUUGGAGUUUGAGUCCUUACAACCUUGCUUUUAUCUGGAUGAAGAUGAUUUCUAUUUCUGCGGUCCUGAUUCCGCACCACCGGGGGAAGACAUCUGGAAGAAAUUUGAGCUGCUGCCCACGCCCCCUCUCUCCCCGAGCAGAGCGGGGCUCCCGGGGGAGCUGGCUUCGGCAUCCGGUGACUCCGGUUCGAUAGGGUUUGGAUUAUCAAACCCACUGGACUGGGCUUCGGAACUGCUUUUUCUCCCCGAAGAGGACAUUUGGGGUGCUUCGGCGGACGCGGACCUUUUCGGAUCAGCCCUGGAAAGUAACCUGAAUUCUAUCAUUAUUCAGGACUGCAUGUGGAGUGGAUUUUCGGCCAGAGAAAAGCUUGAGCGAGUGGUGAACGAGAAACUCGGCAAAGCAGUUUCGACGGCUGCUAGUUGUGGAGUGAGUGCCAACAAAGAGAACAAGGCGGUGGAGUUGAACAGUUCCGUUUCGGAAUGCGUGGACCCUGCCAUAGUUUUCCCCUUUCCCGUCAACAAGACUAGCAGUAGUUGCAUCACCAGCAGCAGCAGCAGCAGCAGCAGCAGCAGCAGCUGUAACAGUAGUAUCAGCAGAAGUCCACCUGGGACAGUUCCCUCAUCUGCUUCCAACAGUUAUGCGGACGACACCCCAAGUGAUUCUGACGACGAGGAUGACGAUGACGAGGACGACGAAGACGACGAGGACGACGAGGAGGAGGACGAGGACGAGGAGGAGAUCGACGUGGUGACGGUGGAGAAGCGGCGGUCCACGGCCGCCAAGCCCGGCGCCGCGGCGACGCGGCCGAAGGCGGGAGGCGCCUCGGCGACCCGGCCCCAGGAGGCGAUCCUCAAACGCUGCGCCCCCAUCCACCAGCAGCACAACUACGCCGCCCCCUCGCCCUACGCGCAGGAGGAGCCGGCGCCGGCGCCGCCCAAAAAGGUCCGCAACGAGCCGCGCCCGGGCCCGGGCCCCGCCAAGCCCUGCCCGGGGCCCCCCGCCGGCCCCCAGCGCUGCAGGAAGAGCGAGAGCCCGCGCGCCUCGGACUCGGAGGACAGCGAACGGCGCCGGAACCACAACAUCCUGGAGCGCCAGCGGCGCAACGACCUGCGCUCCAGCUUCCUGGCGCUGCGCGACCACGUGCCCGAGCUGGCGCGCAACGACAAGGCCGCCAAGGUGGUCAUCCUCAAGAAGGCGGCCGAGUACGUGCGCUCGCUGGAGCUGGACGAGCGGAGGCUGCAGGGGGAGAGGGACCGGCUGCAGGCUCGGAGGCAGCAGCUCGUCAGGCGCUUGGAGCAGGCCAGGACUCGCUAG